Molecule: messenger RNA, 1001 nt
Organism: Psylliodes chrysocephalus
Lineage: Eukaryota; Metazoa; Arthropoda; Insecta; Coleoptera; Chrysomelidae
Source: the annotation of a GenBank genome assembly
UGGAAUUGAAUCUUUCAAUCAAAGUUUAUUAAGGAUAAUAGUUACACCUAAAAAUACAUCUUCCUAAAUAAAUGCAUCCAAUAAUAAAUAAAAAAUAAACUCAAUAAACAAAUAAAUGUCAAAAUAGAUAAUCACCGUUAAGUCAAGGUCUGCAUAUUAAAAAUUAAUGCGUUUUACGCGAUUCUAGUCAUAGGAAAUGAACUUUGCACUGUGUGAAUUAUAUCAUACAUCAAAUAAAACAAUUUUCUAAAAAUGCAUAGGUGCGUAUCUAAACCGCAAAUCAGAUAAGAUAAUUUGUAGGUUAUAAAUUCAGAAUCUAACUUCAUUCUAUCAUAAAUUAUUUUUCUACAUAUUCUUACGUAAAAAAUGAUCGAGAUAAACUGGCCGGCAAUAGGUUUUACUGUUCUGCCUAAUUUGGGAGGCAUCGCCGGUGGAUUUAUUACGAAAAAGAGCAUCAACCCUUGGUAUGAGGGUUUAAAGAAACCAGAAUGGAGACCCCCAAAUUGGGCUUUUGGGCCAGUAUGGACGACGUUGUACAGCUCGAUGGGCUACGCCUCGUAUUUGGUAUACAGGGAUGGUAAUGGUUUCGAAGGUGGUGCCAAACUGCCUUUGAUGGUAUAUGGAGUCAAUAUUUUGGCGAAUUGGUUAUGGACACCGAUUUUUUUCGGAAAGAAAGAUAUAAAAUUGGCUCUCUACGAAAUGCAACUAGUUAACGGGACGGCACUGGCUACUGCUUACCUAUUUUACAAAGUAAACCACACUGCAGGCUUUAUUAUUUUACCCUACUGUCUCUGGUUGAGUGUGGCAACGGCGCUAAACUAUGUCAUCUACAGGGACAAUAAGGACAAAAUUAAGGAAAUAAAGGAGACGUAAAUAAUAGAAAUUGUUAAGGGGAUAAAAUUCUAGUUUAUGGUAUGGAAAUGUCAGUUAUUUGACUGAAAAUAGCAGUAUAUGUGUUGGAAAUUUAGUAAUCCAGUAGUUUAACGUCUUAUUUAAUGCAU